Rangifer tarandus platyrhynchus (Svalbard reindeer) is the source of this 261-nucleotide messenger RNA. The record is from the annotation of a GenBank genome assembly. Lineage: Eukaryota; Metazoa; Chordata; Mammalia; Artiodactyla; Cervidae.
AUGAUGAAAUUAACAAGGGGCGGUGGGGCUGGUGCUCCUGGGCGCCACCCGGCGGCCCUGGGCCUGGCGCCGCCCUCCCCUUGCCAGGAGGUCCUGUGGCCACUGCCCAUCUACUUUCUGGUGUCCGCUGACUGCUAUGCCCUGGGCACUGUGGGCUACCGCGUGGCCAAUUUUCACGGCUGCGAGGACGCCGCCCUCGAGCUGCAGAACCAAAUCCAGGACCCUGGAACUGACUUGACCUGCGAAGGGAUGUGUUCCUAG